Trichoderma gamsii is the source of this 585-nucleotide messenger RNA. RefSeq lists its product as hypothetical. Lineage: Eukaryota; Fungi; Ascomycota; Sordariomycetes; Hypocreales; Hypocreaceae. The record is from RefSeq and is a predicted model, not a curated record. Bases 1 to 585 code for a protein of 194 amino acids. The transcript is spliced from 3 exons.
AUGAGUCAAGCAGUCGGCGAAAACACCAGAAUAAGAGGCAGAGCGGGUCUAGCAGCCAUCAGAGAGGCAGUCAGCAACAAAGCCGAAGUGGGAAGAGCACUGGAUAUGGUGGCGGAAGUCAAAGUCAUCGAAGCCAGGGAGAUGUAUGGUAAAGAGUCUAGAAGUGCAAGAGACGAAGAGUGGGAGGCUGAGCAGCGUCGAAAUCAAGUCGCAUUCUGGGCUAGAGAAUCAACUCGAGGACACGAUAGGGCAAGCUCUCAGGGAGUUGGUGGUCAGGGAAGUCAGGACGGCCAGAAUCCAGAUGAUAGAGUUUCCUCUCUUCACGAAAAUGGCGAUGGGGGGGUUGAUGCCAGGCCUCCACCCUCCAAUGCGUCGAAAAGGAAAUACAAGCGUACGCGUGAAGAUGCCGAAGUCGCACAAGUUUCGUGCCACAAGAAAGAGACUAGAAGCGACGUAGAACACAGAAAGGCUGCUGUUCUUUUCAGAGCCACGAGCAGAAGACAACAUGCCGAAGACACAAGGCUUGGCUACCAAAGCGAGGAUGGCCUGAUUCGAUCUUUUUUUGCUUCAUUCGAUGGCUUCUAA